Molecule: messenger RNA, 1940 nt
Organism: Phalacrocorax carbo (great cormorant)
Lineage: Eukaryota; Metazoa; Chordata; Aves; Suliformes; Phalacrocoracidae
Source: RefSeq, a predicted model, not a curated record
AGCGGGGUAGGAGCCGCCCCCGCCGGGGCGGGGGCACAGCCGCGGCGGGCCGCGGGAGUGGGGAGGCCCACCAUGGAGGUCGGGGCAGCGAACUUCCAGUGGCGGCUGCCGCGCCUGCGGGGCCGCCUCCGCCGCGCCGCCUUCUUGGCCCUUGAUAUGGAGUUUACUGGCUUACACUCAACUUUCCCACAAAAUAACGAGCCCAGCCUGUUUGAUUCCCCCGCGGAGCGGUACCUGAAGGCCAGGCAGAGCGUUCAGCGCUUCACUGUGACUCAGCUUGGGCUGGCAAUAUUCUCAAAUGAAAAUUCAAACAAGUAUGUGGUGCAUGUGUACAAUUUUUUUCUCUUUCCCUCGACAUUGGGAGUUACGGAUGUCGAAUUCACCCUCUCUGCGUCUAGCAUUCAGUUCCUGUCUCAUUAUGGCUUUGACUAUAACAAGUUCCUCAAGGAUGGAAUCCCGUACAUGAAUGAGGUACAGGAGAAGAUCCUUAGCCAGCAUCUCUUAGCGGGUAGCUGGAAAGUCAGCAGUGUUCUGGACAGGGAUGUGCUGAAGAAGGCUAUUGAUGAAGUGACCUGUUGGAUAGCUGCAGCAGAGGAAGAGGAGACUAUGAUUCUGCAGGAUCUGAGUGGCUAUCAGAUGUUUGAAGUUCAGCUGGUUCUGAGACAGGCUCUCCAAAAUGUUUGGACACAGCCUCUUGGAGAUAAGAAGGUGAGAUGGAAACAUGGACCUUUUGAAAACAGGGUUUCUAUCCAGACAGCUGCAAAAUACCUUGACAUGGAAGUGCUUGUCCUUGGGGCACUUCUGGAGGGACCCUCUCUGUCUUCAGACUUUCUUAGAUCUCUCCUUCAAUACUUCCACAAGAAUGUACAGGUAAUGGUGAAAAAAGUGAGUCCGCAGCAUCGUCAGCUCCUGGAGAACUCUCCUUCUGACUGCUGCCAGAAAGAGUUCAUUCUCCUGUCUGCCCGGGGCUUCACCAACCUCUUCCAGACACUUGUUAAAGCCAAGAAGCCCCUGGUGGGACACAACAUGCUUAUGGACCUUAUGCAUCUUCACGACAAGUUCUACCAGCCCCUUCCAGAAAGCUAUGAAGAGUUUAAAAGGAACAUUCACAACCUGUUCCCUGUCCUCAUAGACACCAAGACUGUAACAAAAUCCAUCUGGAAGCAAUGUCCGUUUCCACGAGUAUCUAAUCUUUUGGAGGUGUAUGCGGUUUUGUGCAGCAGCAACCUAAAUCCCAAAGAUCCAACGUGCCCAGUGAUAGAUCUUGCAAGUGACUGCUCAAGAUACGCUGAGAAGAAAUCUCCUCACGAGGCAGGCUAUGAUGCAUUUCUCUGUGGUUCAGUUCUUCUGAGGUCAGCUCAUUUGCUACUGUGCAGAUCCACAGAUGAUGCAGUGGAGGCUGAUCCUUCUUUCUCUCACUAUCUCACCGUGUUAGCCGUGUAUCUGAACAAAGUGAAUGUCAUCCGAGGUGGUGUUUCAAGCAUUAAUUUUUCUGGGGAAGAUGUUCCCUGCCAACAUCCCCCUCUCUUGGUUGUCCAUGUCCGAGGCUGGCCAGGGCUGAAUGAAAGGCAGAUUUACCAAGAAUUUAAAGCUCUUUGUCGCUUUGAUGUCAGAUGGCUUUCAAAGAACCAGUUCAUUCUGCUCUCCAAUAAAUUUAAUCACGUCAGGCGCGUUCUGCGAGACUAUAGGCACCACCCUCACCUGCGGGUUUCCGUCUACCGCCACUGGAGGCACUCUCCACGCGUGAACUGCCUGCUGCAAGUCUCUGGUAUUGUGGCACUGUGGUCUCUCUUGGCCUUUGUACUUGGAGGAGCUCCUUGCUGUUCAUUCUGAAGCACUGCCUUACAGAUGAGCGAAGAGAAACACCAGGCUUGUGUUUGUCUGUGUUUUGGUUUAUUUCAUUUCGUUCAAUAAACUGUGACAAAAAAAAAAAAAGCUAU